This is a messenger RNA of Saxophila tyrrhenica, 3123 nucleotides long. RefSeq names its product mannose-ethanolamine phosphotransferase gpi13 (gene GPI13). Gene Ontology annotation, biological process: GPI anchor biosynthetic process. The transcript is spliced from 2 exons. Gene Ontology annotation, molecular function: mannose-ethanolamine phosphotransferase activity. Gene Ontology annotation, cellular component: endoplasmic reticulum membrane. The record is from RefSeq and is a predicted model, not a curated record. NCBI's taxonomy places the organism in Eukaryota, Fungi, Ascomycota, Dothideomycetes, Mycosphaerellales, Extremaceae. Bases 1 to 3123 code for a protein of 1040 amino acids.
AUGGCGAAUGACGGGGGCAUCUCGCGAUCCGGCGCGAGUUCAGAGGAGCGCGCAGACAACGAGAAGCAGCUGUCUGUCCAGUUCAAGGCGCAACAUGCGAUUGUUGUAGCUUUCUUUCUACUCAUCCUUACUCUCAACGCCCUCGCCCUCUACCUCUUCUGCAGCGGCUUCCUCCUCUCCCGCCUUGUCCUCCCCAACCGCUCGCAAUGCGCCCUUCCCCCCGUCGAACUCCUCAACGGCCACACUCCUGGCUCCCAUGACCGCGGAUGCUGGCAUCCCAAGACCUUCGACAAAGCCGUCAUCAUCCUCGUCGACGCCCUGCGCUACGACUUCACGGUCCCUUUCCAACCCCAGCCAGGCGAUGAACAACCGCACCAUUUCCAUAACGCGCUGCCGGUGCUGUAUGAGACGGCUGUGCAGUCGCCGGGGAAUGCCUUUCUGCGGCCGUUCAUUGCGGAUCCGCCGACUACAACACUACAGCGAUUGAAGGGGUUGACGACGGGCUCAUUACCAACACUCAUAGACGCCGGCUCCAACUUCGCCGGCACGGCAAUAGACGAGGACAACCUGAUCGAGCAACUCUACCUCGCAGGCAAAAAAGUGGUUCACCUAGGCGACGACACAUGGCACUCCCUCUUCCCGGGCUACUUCGAGCCCAACCUCACGCGACCUUACGACUCCUUCAAUGUCUGGGACUUGCAUACGUUGGACAACGGGGUGAACGAGCACAUGUUCCCUCUACUGGAGCCUGAGAUGGCGGGGAGGUGGGAUGUGUUGAUCGGACAUUAUCUGGGGGUGGACCAUGCGGGACAUCGGUAUGGGCCUGAUCACCCUGCUAUGACGGAUAAGCUGCAGCAGAUGGAUAGGGUGUUCAGGAGUAUGAUCGAAAGGCUGGAUGACUCGACGUUGUUGGUCGUGAUGGGCGAUCAUGGGAUGGAUGCGAAAGGCGACCAUGGCGGGGAAUCGGAUGAUGAGGUCGAGGCGGCGCUGUGGAUGUACUCGAAGAAAGGCGUCUUUGGGCGCAGCGAUCCUGCGUUUGCGGAACCUCCUGCUACUGCGAAGGUGCGGCCGGUUGGGCAGAUCGAUCUGGUGCCGACGCUGGCUCUGCUGCUGGGGAUUCCGAUUCCGUUUAAUAAUCUUGGACAGCCGAUUGAGGAGGCGUUUAUUGGGAAGAAAGGAGCGGAUUACAAGAAUAUGGCGGAAGUGAGCCGUUUGACUGCGCAUCAAAUUCAUGGGUAUCAGGGCGAAUAUGCGAAGGCGCGGAAUCUGGAUGAGUCUGCUACUUCGUCUACACAGCAGCUAUGGCGAAUGGCCGGACAGACUUGGGACGAGGCCGUCCAGAGCAGAAACUCCGCGGACGGAGCGUGGAAGAAGGCCUAUCAGGUGUACAAAGCGUACGAGGAUGAGAAUCUAAGGCUUUGCAAGAACCUAUGGGCACGGUUUGAUCUGAACAGCAUGAUGAUGGGCAUCAUCGCGCUCGUGGGUACAUUUGCGGUGAUCGUCAUGUAUGCCCAAAGUAUACAAGGCGAUCGAGCAGGCCUCACGCCUGCGCUGCUGUUGCACGGUCUUGUCGGGAUGAGCUGCGGUGUGGUGGGCGCUAUGCUCGGUAAGGGUGGUGCUGGAAACACCAUGCAACUGGCGGCGUUUGGCGCUGUUGCUGGACCUGUUGUCACGAUGUCCAUCGCAUUCUUCCGGGCUCGUGAAGGUCUCAGGGUGCCUUAUCCGAGGACGUUCUGGGGCGGGUUGUGCUUUCUUUCGACGUUGCUGCUCUGCAUUGGCUUUGCGGCGAAUUCGUUUACGAUUUGGGAAGAUGAGAUACUUCUGUUCCUCCUGACGACCUUUGGCGUGGCAAUGCUGGCAUCCUCGCUGGGACAGGCUGACUCGACAGACCGGAACUUCGGCGCUGCGAACUCCCUCUCUUUCCUCGCCGCUACCCGCCUCAGCUCUCUUUCUCGCCUCUGUCGCGAAGAGCAGAUGCCGUACUGCGUCUCGACCUACUACGCCUCGGCCCUCUCGUCCACCUCCGCAGGCUGGCAGACCUUGAUUCCAUUCGUCGUCGCUCUCGCCCUCCCCUCCAUUCUACGCUACCACUACGUCCGAACGAAAAACUUCCAAGGCUCAGCCGUCAUCUGGAUCGCCCUCGCCCUCCGCAUCGCGCUGGUCCUCACAGCCGCCUUCUGGGUCCUCAACGCCGCGGACGACGGGGACUGGUACCCCUCCAUCCCCAAAGCAACGCUCAAAUCCUCCCGCACGGUCCUCGCACAGAUCGUCCUCGCCAUCGCCGCCGCGGCAGGCUACUCGACAUACAUCUGGUCCCCGCCACUCCUGCUCGUGCGCACCGAAGAACCCUCCUCCUCCUCCACCCCAUCCACCACUUCGACAAGCAAACCCAUCACCCCCAACCACCCCACCGGCGGCGCGAUCCUCACAACCAUCAACCCCACCCCCUCGACUCCACGCCCCAAACUCCUCAUCCUCGGCUACGCCAACACGCACGGCACACGCUACCUCCUGCUCCCCCUCAUCUACCUGCCCGCGCUCCUCCUCGUGCAAAAACCCAUGGGCCAAGGCGCCCUUGCCCUCUGCACCAUCUCCAUUCUCAACGUGCUCGAAGUUCUCGACGCCUGCAACCUGCGUCGCUCGCCCUUGGGACCAGUCCUGCUGGGAAUAAUGGGGUGUUUCUACUUUUUCAAAACGGGGCAUCAAGCCGCUCUUUCCACCAUCCAGUGGGAGACUGCGUUUAUCCCGUUGAAAACGAUCCGCUACCCUUGGUCACCCAUCUUAAUCACGUUGAACACCUUCGGUCCGCAGAUCCUCUGCGCCAUCGCCGUGCCCGCGGUCGCGAUGUGGAAGGUCCCGCCCAAGUCCCCCGGGUUACUGGGAAGGAUCGCGGGGGCUAUGGCGACGCAUCUCCUGUUCUACGCCGCCAUCACCGUAGCCACGGUAGUGGAAGCGGCGUGGUUGCGAAGGCAUCUGAUGUUGUAUCGCGUCUUCAUGCCAAGGAUGCUGAUGGCGGGUGUGGUGGUGUUGGUGGUGGAGGUGAUAGGGGCGGUGGUGGCGGUGGGAGGGGUGCGGUGGAGUGUGCAGAGUGUGGCUGGGGUGUUUGGGUGGGCGGAGGGGUAG